CCCGCCCCGCCUCCAGCUAGUGCGGCCUCGGCUUGCGGCGACACCAGCUGACGGCCUCACUGGUGAGGUCUGGUGUGGUGGUCAGGAUGGCUGAGGAGCAGGAGUUCACCCAGCUGGGCAAGGUGCCUGUGCAGCCCUCACAUCCUCACUGUGUCAACAACACCUAUCGGAGCACGCAGCAUUCCCAGGCUUUACUCCGGGGAUUGCUGGCUCUCCGGGACAGCGGCAUCCUCUUUGAUGUUGUUCUGGUGGUGGAGGGGAGACACAUUGAGGCCCACCGCAUCCUACUAGCUGCGUCCUGCGAUUACUUCAGAGGAAUGUUUGCUGGGGGACUGAAGGAGAUGGAGCAGGAAGAGGUCCUGAUCCAUGGCGUAUCCUAUAAUGCUAUGUGCCAAAUCCUGCAUUUCAUAUACACCUCUGAACUAGAGCUCAGCCUGAGCAAUGUCCAGGAGACGCUGGUAGCUGCCUGCCAGCUUCAGAUUCCAGAAAUUAUUCAUUUCUGCUGUGACUUCCUCAUGUCCUGGGUGGAUGAGGAGAACAUCCUUGACGUCUACCGGCUGGCAGAGCUGUUUGACCUGAGCCGCCUGACUGAGCAGCUAGACACCUACAUCCUCAAAAACUUUGUGGCCUUCUCUAGGACUGACAAGUACCGCCAGCUUCCCUUGGAGAAGGUCUACUCCCUCCUCAGCAGCAACCGCCUGGAGGUCUCCUGUGAGACUGAGGUGUAUGAGGGCGCUUUGCUUUACCAUUAUACCCUGGAGCAGGUACAGGCUGACCAGAUCUCGCUGCAUGAGCCACCCAAGCUCCUUGAGACAGUGCGGUUUCCGCUCAUGGAAGUUGAGGUCCUCCAGCGGCUGCAUGACAAGCUAGAGCCCAGCCCACUGAGGGACACAGUGGCCAGCGCUCUCAUGUAUCACCAGAAUGAGAGCCUGCAGCCUAGUCUUCAGGGCCCACAGACAGAGCUGCGAUCAGACUUCCGGUGCGUCGUGGGCUUUGGGGGCAUUCACUCCACGCCGUCCACUGUCCUCAGUGACCAGGCCAAGUACCUGAACCCCCUGCUGGGAGAAUGGAAACACUUCACUGCCUCCCUGGCCCCGCGCAUGUCCAACCAGGGGAUUGCAGUGCUCAACAACUUUGUGUACCUAAUCGGAGGGGACAACAAUGUCCAGGGCUUUCGUGCUGAGUCCCGAUGCUGGAGGUAUGACCCACGGCACAACCGCUGGUUCCAGAUCCAGUCCCUGCAGCAGGAACAUGCAGAUCUCUGUGUGUGUGUCGUGGGCACGUACAUCUAUGCAGUGGCAGGCCGUGACUACCACAAUGACUUGAAUGCUGUGGAGCGCUAUGACCCUGCCACCAACUCCUGGGCCUAUGUGGCCCCACUCAAGAGGGAGGUAUACGCCCAUGCAGGCGCCACGCUGGAGGGGAAGAUGUAUAUUACCUGCGGCCGGAGAGGGGAGGACUACUUAAAGGAGACACACUGCUAUGACCCUGACAGCAAUACCUGGCACACUCUGGCUGAAGGGCCUGUGCGGCGGGCCUGGCAUGGCAUGGCCACCCUCCUGGAGAAGCUGUACGUGAUUGGGGGUAGCAACAAUGAUGCUGGCUACAGGAGGGAUGUGCACCAGGUGGCCUGCUACAGCUGCACAUCUGGGCAGUGGUCAUCAGUCUGCCCACUCCCAGCGGGGCAUGGUGAACCUGGCAUUGCCGUGCUGGACAACAGGAUCUACGUGCUGGGUGGUCGCUCGCACAACCGUGGCAGCCGCACCGCCUAUGUGCACAUCUACGACGUGGGGAAGGACUGCUGGGAGGAGGGGCCCCAGCUGGACAAUUCCAUCUCAGGCCUCGCAGCCUGUGUGCUAACCCUGCCCCGCUCUCUGCUCCUCGAACAGCCCCGAGGGACCCCCCACCGCAGCCAGGCUGAUCCAGAUUUUGCCUCUGAGGUGAUGAGUGUUUCUGACUGGGAGGAGUUUGACAACUCCAGCGAGGACUAGGGCCCUGGGGCCAAUGUUAGAGGGGAGAGAUGGCAGGAGUACGGGGGCGGUGGGAACCCAGGUUGGCCUAGACCCAGAGUACUGUUCCCCACGCUCCUGCCACCCUUUCUUCACAGCAGCCCCUCUGCUGGCCCGCUGCAGGUAUUCAUGGGGCUGCACCCCUGAGCUGUGGAUUCCCCUAUAGUGGGAAAUGUUCAGAGAGGGCUGUUGUCCUCUGAGUUGACCAGACCCACUCCUCAACCUGGACGGGGCACACCAUCGCCAGCUGUCUCGGCCUUCCUGCUCCCUGGCUGGCCCUUGAAAGGUGCCUUCUCCAGUGGGACCUUGGGACCUUGGGACCAUGUGGGGAGCCGAGGCACACUGUGGGCAGGUAGGGUGACGAGAUGAGCCAUUAUCCUGCCCCACAGCAGUGGCUUGAGUGACUGCGUGCUGCCAGGGGCCCGGGAGGUACAGAGACACAUAAAGUUGCGUGAGACUGGUUCUAGUGAUAAAUAUCCCCGUACAGCUGGGCUUUUCUAAUCCCAUCUUGUUGAUAAAUUAAAUAAAUCAUAUUACAAAAAGGUGUGAAUUGUUUCCCUGGAACUUCCUUUCACAGCUUGACCAAGGCUGCAGUACCAGAAGCACAGAUUUCUGGAGUCAAUGCUGGGGACAAAGGCCUGGUUUGGGAGCAAAAAGAGACAACAGGAGGCCCAGAGCCUGCCUCCAUGGGAAGAGCACUGAGAAACCCCCACAUCCCCCCACUCCCACUGGACACUGGUGAUGCGUGGUCCCUGGCCACCUGAGCACCAAGCUCUCUGGUGAGGAGCUCUUCUCUGAACUUCGGUCACCUCCAGUUAGCUAGCUCCUGGCCCUGAGUAAACCCGAGCCUGAGGGGUUCUGGAAGAAGCCUCAGCACCUGGGAGGGCGGCUACAGCAGGAUACAGGGGCUGGACCUGUGGUCUAAAGAAGGGAGGGGGACCCUACUGAAUGAUUGGGAGGAGUUUGACAAUUCCAGCGAGAACCAUGGGGCCAGUGUUAGAGGGGAAAGAUGGCAGUGGGAAACCAGGAUGGCCUUUCUGGCUCUCUUGGGUCUGUGUGGGUGGUAGGAGGUAGGAUCUGGACCAGGUCAUUCUUCACACAUUGUCUUAGGGCCUCGCUGGUACAGUGGAGGGAUCCUCUUAGGGCUACCAGUUAGGUGGGCUGGGGUCCUGGCACCAACCUCACUUCAGCAUAAUUGAGCAUCGAUCUGAAUGCCUUCCUAUCAAUAAACACUGCAGGCCACCCUGCCUGGCACCUUAAACAAGUGGUUUGACAGGGCUGUGACUUCUUGAGGUCCUGCCCUCUUGUCAGCUGGGCAGAACAUAGAGGGUGAGUGCCGCGGACCAGCGCAGCGGUAGACUUGCAGGACUGUCUCAGGAUUGAGAAACUGUGAGGAUGCUCAAGGAAUCGGCGCAUAAAUGACAGACAGACACACAAAUGACAAACAGACACACUUCAAGAGUGAAGAUCUGAAUGUAAUUUGCUCAAAAUCAUACACUUUUAUACCAUUUCCAACAAUAGAUGAUUUCAUACAAUUUAAUUCUUUCUCAGCAUAAAAUACUUUGUAAGGCAUAAGACAUCUACUUCAUUAUUCAUGUGCAUGUGAUCGCUGAUCCAUGACAUGGCACAGUAAACGAUCUCAAAGUACUGAAUCUACACAAUCAUUUUUACUUACACCGAACAGCAUUCUUUAAGCUAGCUUUUCUUGAUUUGUUUCCCAAGACCACAAUGAUCAAAAACAUUGAUAUUUACCUACUGGCACUUUCUACUUUUAGUGAUCACGAGCAAUAUAUUCUCUACGGAAGCAUUUUGAUUUUU
Talpa occidentalis (Iberian mole) is the source of this 3827-nucleotide messenger RNA. It is a transcript of the gene KLHL22, whose product is annotated as kelch like family member 22. Bases 87 to 1991 code for a protein of 634 amino acids. Lineage: Eukaryota; Metazoa; Chordata; Mammalia; Eulipotyphla; Talpidae. Gene Ontology annotation, biological process: protein monoubiquitination; positive regulation of TORC1 signaling; proteasome-mediated ubiquitin-dependent protein catabolic process. The record is from RefSeq and is a predicted model, not a curated record. Gene Ontology annotation, cellular component: polar microtubule; mitotic spindle; Cul3-RING ubiquitin ligase complex. The transcript has 7 exons. Gene Ontology annotation, molecular function: protein binding.